AUGCAUGUGGAUAUGGAUACGUUGCUAUCCGACGACAGCGAUGAAGAGGAGGACGAGGAUGAGGAUACGACCGAGACGGAUACCGAAAUUCGACAUGCGCCGCUGGUCUCUGGAGCUCUGAACCCCGCGGAGAAUGGGCAGCUGCUCCCCCAAUACGGUCUUCUCGGAUCCUGCAACAAGGAGAAGUUAUUCCUCAACACAAACAUACCCUUCUCGGCAUUCAUCUGCGGAGUGCAGGGAAGUGGAAAGUCCCAUUCGACUUCGUGUAUCCUCGAGAACGCCCUCAUUCCAUCGAGCAGCCUCGGUCGGCUUGAGAAACCCCUCUCAGCGCUCGUCUUCAGCUAUGGCCACUUCAGUGGUGACGGAUCGGGCUUCAGCAUCAGCGAGGCGGCUUUCCUCGCUUCGCCGAACCCCAAAAUGCCAGGUCACCCGACUGUUCGGAAGGUUCAGGUCUUGGUUUCUCCCUCCAACUACGUCCGUAUCUCGCGGCUCUACCUCCGGAUUCCCAAUGUCACCGUCACCGCGUUCAAGCUCAAACCAUGGAACCUCGACAUCGACAUCAUGCUCACGCUGAUGAACGUCAGCGAAUCGGAGGAGACGCCGCUCUACAUGGCCCAAGUGACCCAAAUACUUCGCCUGAUGGCUACCGCAGGCGUGCGUUUCGACUAUGGCGAGUUCAAGAAACACAUCAAGGCUUGCAGAUUCAACCCCACGCAGGACAACAUGCUGCAGAUGCGAUUGAAUCUGCUAGAGUCUUUCUUGGAUAUGGACAACAGCUGCCCCGAGCCGCAGUUCAGGCCGGGUGAAGUGACGAUAAUGGAUAUGAGCUGCCCGUUCGUGGACGCGAAUACGGCGUGCAUUCUGUUCAGGAUUGGGCUUCAGCGCUAUUUGCAGUCUAGCGCAGCGGGCAAGAUGAUCGUGCUAGAUGAGGCACAUAAGUACAUGCUCAACGUCCCCGGCGCCAAAUCCCUCAACGAAACCCUCCUACAAACUAUCCGUCUUCAGCGUCACUACGGCGCCCGCAUCGUCAUAUCCACGCAGGAGCCCACGUUGCUCACCGACCUCAUCGCGCUCUGCUCCAUCACCAUCAUCCACCGCUUCUCGUCUCCCGAGUGGUUCUCCGCUAUUAAGCGCCACAUUCCCAUCGCGAGUCAGGACCAACUGAGGCUCCUGCAGAAGAUAGAGAGCUUGAAGACGGGCACGGGGAUGGUGUACUCGCCGAAUGCGGUGCUGGGUAGGAAUGAGGAUGGAAGGUUGAUCAAGGGCACGGGGAGGCUGAUGGAGGUCAAGGUUCGGAAGAGGGUUACGAGUGAUGGUGGGCAGUCCGUUUUGGCUGUUUAG
Molecule: messenger RNA, 1341 nt
Organism: Trematosphaeria pertusa
Lineage: Eukaryota; Fungi; Ascomycota; Dothideomycetes; Pleosporales; Trematosphaeriaceae
Exons: 2
Coding region: 1-1341 (446 amino acids)
Source: RefSeq, a predicted model, not a curated record